UCCCUGCUCUGCUGCGUUGUUCUGUGUCGUGUCUCUACUAUCCCGUCUUAGAGCGGCGCUCCCUGCCCUACUAGGCAAAUAGAGCGUGGUGUCAAUUGAAACAUGGUGAAGGUAGCGGUCGGCCAGAUGACUUCUACUUCCAGCAAGCUGCAAAACUUUCAGGUCUGUGCUAGGCUAGCAAAAGAGGCACGAGAGGCGGGCGCCUCGUUCCUUGCGUUGCCGGAAUGCUUCAAUUUCAUCGGGGAACACUGGCGGGAAGCUGUCGAGGCGGCGGAACCUCUGACCGGGCCUUCUAUGAAUCGAUACUGCAGCCUCGCGAGGGAACAUGGCAUGUGGCUGUCGCUUGGGGGGUUCCAAGAGAGAGUGCCACCGGAAGCGGUGUCUGCCGCCCGCCACACAGCACCCACGGAAGAGGCGCAAGAAUCACGGCAACCCGUUCCUUUUGCUGAAAGCCACCGGAGCAAGGUGUUCAACACACAUGUCGUCAUUUCCGAGAACGGCGACAUCCGGGCGGCAUACCGAAAAAUACACCUGUUCGAUGUCGCGGUGGACAGGAUGUUAAUAGUGCUAGCCGGGGGUGAACGUAGGCUCCUGAACAAGGUGUAG
Messenger RNA from Ectocarpus sp. CCAP 1310/34, 606 nucleotides. NCBI's taxonomy places the organism in Eukaryota, Phaeophyceae, Ectocarpales, Ectocarpaceae. The record is from the annotation of a GenBank genome assembly.